UGCUGUUUUUGUUCUCAGAGUAGGAGAUGAGAAGAGUACCAAGAAAGGGAGGUUAAAAGAGUCUAGCACGCAGACAGGCAUUGGGAACAGACUGACGCAGUGAAGAAAAUGCCUAAAAUGAUGUUGAUUUUCUUGCUUUUUUGGCUAAGCUUGUCCACAACAAGCGCAGGCUCUAACCUGAGAAAAGCACCCACGGAGGCACCUAUCCUAAUCACCGCUCCGCCAACUGAGGCUAGAUCACGUUUUGCCAUGUUAGAUGACGUGCGACUCUUAGCUAACGGUUUGCUCCAGCUGGGGCAGAGUCUCCGAGAGUUUGUGCACAAGACCAAGUCUCAGAUCAACGACAUCUUCCAGAAGCUCAACAUCUUUGAUCGCUCCUUCUACCAGCUCUCAGUGGUCACCAGUGAGAUCAAAGAGGAAGAAGAGAAGUUGAAGGAGACGACCAUAUUUUUGAAGGCCAACAACGAGGAGAUCAGAAACUUGUCACUGGAGAUCAACUCCAAAAUUAACAACAUUCUCCAAGAACGAAGCCAGUUGCAUAGCAAGGUUGGUGGGCUGGAGGAGAAGCUGAAGGGCUUGUCUCAGAGCAUGAUGCCUCUGGAGCAACUUCAAGAGAUCACUGCUUUGAAGGAUGUUAUUGAAACACAAGAAAGGACCAUUACAGACCUGCUUAAAUCUGUUAAAGAGCAACACGAACAGCUAAAUUACCAGAAGAUCAAAAUUAAGAGUCUUGAGGAUAAGGUGAACUAUGAUGCUUUUCAAGACACAGCUGACAAACCUUUGGAUUUAAACCCAGAAACACCUGACCCUUUUCGGUACCUAACAAUCAACUCCACCAAUGGAACUUCAGAAAUAAAUGACUUUCCAACGGACUGCAGUGAUGUGUUCAAAAGAGGCCAGAGGACCAGUGGAAUUUACCCAAUCAAACCCAAUCAAUCUGAACCUUUCUAUGUUUACUGCGAGAUAAGUUCUGAUGGAGCAGCAACAGUCAUUCAGAGGAGGGAGGAUGGUUCUGUUGAUUUUGACCAGCCAUGGGAAAAAUAUGAACAUGGAUUUGGCAAAUUGGAAAAAGAGUUCUGGCUUGGCUUGGCGAAGAUCCAUUCCAUCGCUCAGCAAGGAGAAUACAUUUUACACAUUGAACUGGAAGACUGGAAGGAGGAAAAGAGAUUCAUUGAGUACACGUUCACCCUGGAAGGCCCCGCAUCUGAUUACGCCCUUCACGUGGCACCUUUGUCCGGAGAUCUGCCUGAUUCCAUGAGCAACCACACAGGCAUGAAGUUCUCAACCAAAGAUAGAGACAACGAUAAACAUGAUGAGUCCAACUGUGCCCGUAACUAUACAGGUGGUUGGUGGUUUGAUGCAUGUGGGGACACCAACUUAAAUGGGAGAUACGCUUGGGUAAGGCUGAGGACUCGCCAUCAGCGCAGGAAAGGAAUCUACUGGAGGCCAGCAAAAGGAAGCUCCUAUACUCUCAAAUCCACAAAGAUCACCAUAAGACCAUCAACCCAGUUUCAAUAAUCCCUGACCCUAUAUUCUCUAUUGGGUAAUUCAGAAUCAAUUAGAGGGGCCACAUUGGCAGUAGACACUGGCCAACAAAGCUUUUCCCUUUCUCUACAGACGGCCGAAACUCAAUGAUGCAACUGCAACAGGUCAUUGACUCUGUUAGAGGGUAAAAAAAACCAAGUCAAAGGGUCAUUGCAACAUGUUAGUUCAAAAUCUUCACAUGUCAUCAGAAAGCAAACUUGUAGACUGUAAAAAAAAAAAAAAUCUUAAAACUAAAGAGGUUCAAAUGGCAAGAUCACACCUCUAAAACAGGAUCUGGUGCAUGUCAUUAUCAAGAGUCAACAGGAAUCAACAAUACUGUAUAUUUGUAGACUAAAUGGAUAUGGAUAUAUAUGGAUAAUAUUAUAGAACUGCCAUGCAUUCAACUAUAGAACUUCUCAACGUCAUUUCACAUAUUGUAUGUUUACUUAAAGAAUGUAUUUAAGCAAUUUACACAAAUGUGCAACAGUAGAAAAGCAAAAUGGGUAACACUUUAUAAUAACUUUCAUUAAAUCAUAACCUUAAUGCUUAAGAACACAUUUAUAUUAUAUUAAAUAAACAAAAAAAAAGCAAUAUAUAUGUUCUUGUAAUUUUGAUGUUGAAAAUUAUUACAAAGUGUUACCAAGAAAUGUAACGUUAUGGUCUGCAUGUCUCUUUCUGUUACUGAGUCAUAUUGACUCCAGGUUAUGCUUUGUACAUACUCAGCUGUAUUAUGUAUAUUUAGUUUACAGAAUGUUUCUCAGUGAUAGUUGGGUGCAUCAUAUUUAUGGCAACACAUUUAGACAAUAAGAUAAAAAAAUAAAUAAAUAAAUCUUUCUUUAAAUUA
Molecule: messenger RNA, 2368 nt
Organism: Megalobrama amblycephala (Wuchang bream)
Lineage: Eukaryota; Metazoa; Chordata; Actinopteri; Cypriniformes; Xenocyprididae
Gene: angptl3
Product: angiopoietin-like 3
Exons: 7
Coding region: 109-1518 (469 amino acids)
Biological process (GO): phospholipid catabolic process; cholesterol homeostasis; phospholipid homeostasis
Source: RefSeq, a predicted model, not a curated record